Rattus rattus (black rat) is the source of this 744-nucleotide messenger RNA. Its product is annotated as 60S ribosomal protein L12-like. Lineage: Eukaryota; Metazoa; Chordata; Mammalia; Rodentia; Muridae. Bases 1 to 744 code for a protein of 247 amino acids. The record is from RefSeq and is a predicted model, not a curated record. Gene Ontology annotation, biological process: translation. Gene Ontology annotation, cellular component: ribosome; cytosolic large ribosomal subunit. Gene Ontology annotation, molecular function: large ribosomal subunit rRNA binding; structural constituent of ribosome. The transcript is spliced from 2 exons.
AUGGCCCUGGUCAACCAGUCCCAGAGUGAAUGCUCAGUCAACUGUCCCUGUCUGACUGAGAUCUGUGUUUUUGUGUGGUUUGUGAGGCAUUUCCUGGAUUCCAACACUGCCAAUUCAAGAUUUGUGUAUUUGCGGGACGUUUUCACAAGCAAUUCAAUGAAAAGGUAUAUGAGUGUCCAGGAAACAAAAGAAUUGCUAACAAGGAGGCAACGGUGCAACUUUCUUCGAUCAUCCCAAAUCCGGGUUCAUCCGACACCAGCCACCUCCGCCAUGCCGCCCAACGAGAUCAUAGUCGUGUACUUGAGGUGCACCAGAGGCGAGGUCGGCUCCACAUCCGCCUUGGCCCCUAAGAUCGGUCCUCUGCGUCUGUCACCCAAAAAAGUUGGUGAUGACAUCGCCAAGGCUACCGGUGACUGGAAAGCCCUCAGGAUUACAGUGAAACUGACCAUCCGGAACAGACAGGCCCAGAUUAAGGUGGUGCCCUCUGCCUCUGCCCUGAUCAUCAAAGCCCUCAAGGAACCACCAAGAGACAGGAAGAAGCAGAAAAACAUUAAACACAGUGGAAACAUCACUUUUGAUGAGAUUGUCAACAUUGCCGGGCAGAUGAGACACCGGUCUUUGGCCAGAGAACUUUCUGGAACUAUCAAGGAGAUCCUGGGUACUGCACAGUCUGUGGGCUGCAAUGUGGAUGGCUGCCACCCUCAUGACAUCAACAGCGGUGCGGUGGAAUGCCCAGCAAGUUAA